Paramuricea clavata is the source of this 4904-nucleotide messenger RNA. The record is from the annotation of a GenBank genome assembly. Lineage: Eukaryota; Metazoa; Cnidaria; Anthozoa; Malacalcyonacea; Plexauridae.
AUCAUCAAGUUAUUGUCACGUGACCAGUUCUUGUGCAACAAAAAACAAAGAUUUGACUCGAAAAGAGUUUCAAAUUUAAAAGUUUACAGUUUUAGUUUCAACUUUACGCAUAAAAAUGGAUUUUUUGUUUGGCAAGAGGAAAACGCCUGAAGAGAUGUUAAAACAAAAUCAACGCGCUCUUAACCGGGCUAUGAGGUAAAUUCUGACCAAAUUUAUAUUUAUUUACAAAAAUAUUCAACAUGGACGUUGCUGUGUGUUUUUGUGAUGCUAAUGUAAGUUUGAGUACGAACUUUCCGUGUAAGUUUUGUGUUUAUAUUUAGGGAUCUUGAUAGAGAAAGAGGCAAACUAGAAGGUCAAGAGAAAAAAAUUAUUGCUGAUAUAAAAAAGAUGGCAAAACAAGGGCAAAUGGUAAUAUAUAUAGUGAUUGAAUUGAUAAAAUAAAUUUUGUUUUUUGUGGGAAUUUUGCAGUUUACCAUACCUGAGAAAUGCUGAAUAGGUAUACCAUCAAAAAUGUAUACUAUCAAAUACUGAAUUAUACACCAUUGAAAGUAAUAUGGGGGGGGUGAAUAGAUUUUCGGAUCGUCGGAUUUCACAGAAAAAAUUGUUCAGAUUUCGGAUCUGGUGAAUAUUUACAUGGAUUUGCAGAUCUUAUUAAUACAGCGGAUUGCGGAUUUAUCUAAUAUUUUGGCUUGGAUUGUGGAUUUAGCUUGCAAUUUAGUUUGUAUCCUGGAUUGUGACUUCAUAGUAGAGCUUUUAGCGGAUUCAAAUUGACAAGACCAUUGUCGGAUCGCAGAUUUUGCUUCAAAUUUGGGUGGGUCAGCGGAUUUGUAUACCCCUAUUCAACCCCCCCUAAUGCCAUCAAAUACAUGCAUUACUUGGGUAUGGUAGACAUAAAACUUUAAUAGAGUAUAAAAUAUGGUGGUUACAAUAAAGUAUUGUUUUCAAUGUCCAGGAUGCAGUGAAAAUUAUGGCAAAAGAUUUGGUCAGAACAAGAAAAUAUGUUAAAAAGUUCAUGUUGAUGAGAACAAAUAUACAAGCGGUUUCGCUUAGAAUACAGGUACAACAUUAUAACCAAUUGGACAUGUUACUAGCUGUACUAUUGUACUGGUACAUUGGAUUAUGGUUUGGUAACUCACAUUCUGAUAUUUUUACAAAUGUUUUAUCUCUAAGACUCUACGUUCAUCUAACCAAAUGGCGCAGGCAAUGAAAGGAGUGGCAAAGGUUUGAGAAUGUUUUUUCUCUAGAUGGGUCAUUCCAGAAAAUAUCCAUACCUCCCCCACAGAGGAAAUUGGAAGAUAAACUCCACUUUCCCUUUUGGAUGCCUUAUACAAAUUUUUCUCCCCUCCCCCUUGGGAUGACAGAAAGUUGCUCUGUGGGGGGAUUGAGUGUGGAUCUUUUCUGGAACGAUCCAUUAAUAUUGUCAGUUUUAAAUUAAUAUUGUCAGCCAAAGAAUGUUUAACAAACUUAUAUUUGCAUUGUUUCUACAGGCGAUGGGUACAAUGAAUAAACAGUUAAAAUUGCCGCAAAUACAAAAGAUCAUGAUGGACUUUGAAAAACAGGUUUGCAACAUUGACAUUUGACACCUAACCAAUUACAGUUGAUUUCAUGAAACUUUGACCACAAAUGUUCCAAACUUUGUUGUGAAGUUCGCAAGUUCAUAUUGGAAUUCACAAGCCAAUUUGUAAACAAAGUCCCUGAUUGGUUGUUGAAGUAAAAGAAGCCAAUCAAAUGCAUAGUUUACCAAGUUAAAUGAACUGGUUUGUGAACGAACGAACUUGUGAACUUUGCAACCAACUUGCGAACUUUGCAACUAAGUAUAUUUUCCCUGUCAAAAAGAACUCUUGUCAAUUAAUGUUAUUAUCGUAGUCUGAAAUUAUGGACAUGAAAGAGGAAAUGAUGAAUGAUGCUCUUGACGACGCUCUCGGAGACGAAGAUGAUGAAGAAGAGAGGUACAUUGUUAUUUCCUAAUGAGUUGUGAGUUCGUAUUGACAAGAGUACCAAAAUAUAUUUUGUUGUUGUAGUGAUGCAAUUGUCUCCCAAGUCUUAGAUGAGCUUGGCCUUCAACUAAAUGAUGAGGUUUGUUUAUAUUAUGUAUGUAUUUAAUAUGAAAUAAUUAUCAAAAUGUUAUUGAAAGAGAUCAACAAAUGUUCUAUUAAUUCUUUCUGUAUCCAGUUAACUGGACUACCACAAGCGAGUGGCGGCCUGGCUUCAACAAGUAAAGCUACGGCCAAGGAACCUGUCGCAGCUGACGCUGAUGCCGACUUACAAGCAAGGUGAGUUGAUAUAUCAUGAGCUAUUUGUAGCCGUGUUUAUUACUUUUAUAGUCAGGUGCUGUACAUAACUUAAAGACAAAUUCAGUGAUGGUUAUAUAGAUUAGAGCUGUGCGGUUCCAGAAAUUUCAUCUCGGUUCCGGUCUUUUGGGGGUGAAAGAACCUCAGUUCGGUGUCGGUAUUUUCAAGAGAAGGACAAUUCAAAGCAUUUGCUCAAUAAAUUGUAAUAUAACAUGAAAAUAAACAAACUUAUAAGUAAUAAGUUCUUUGUAUGUUUGCAUGGUGAUAAAAUAUAAUAGUUUUGUUUGUGGAAACACCGCGUAAUAAAUUAUGGUUUGGUAAUAAAUUAAUAAGUAAUAAAUAAAUAUAAUAAAUUAAUAAAUAAAUAAUAAAUUAAUAAAUAAUAAGUAAUAAAUUUACGUAAUAAAUAAUAAAGUAAUAAAUAAUAAAUUAAUAAGUAAUAAAUUAAUAAAUUUAAUAAAUUAAUAAUAAAUUAAUAAAUAAAUAAUAAUUAAUAAAUUGCAGUAAUAAAUUUACGUGGUGUUUCCACAAACAAAACUAUUAAACUUAUAAGUAGUUGAAAUGAAACAAAAUCAUCUCCAAACUACCGGUUCUUUUGUGCAUGUACAGAUGCCAACUUUUGGUUGCUAAAAAAGAACCACACAUCCUCUAUUGUAGAUACAAUUGAAAUUCUAGAUCCAGCUAUGCAAAAAUAUACAUACAUGCAAUCAGACUUUUAGCCAGAAGGAAGGGCGUCCUGGGACGCCCCUAGAACAAAAAAUGGACGCACAAAUUCUGGGGGGAAAGGGAAAUUAUUUUCCUAAGUAUAUUAAUAUAUCUGAAACGAAAUAGCUUCAAUUCUCAUUAUUAUUAUACAUUUGACAUUCUGAUCAGUUUGAUGGUGCACCUGGCUGAAUCAAAAUGUCGUAGUUAAGUAAAGAAGCAUAGCGGCACAAACUCACAAAGCCAAGUGUGUUUGAAAAUGUCGAAUGAGCUUGGAACAGAUACUGACAUGAAGUAACGUAAACUUCGACCCUUACUGUAGAUGUAUCAUUGUACCAAAAUUGGACACCCUCUUUUUACUGUCGUUCCAAUUGAAGUGUUGCUCAAAUAUUGAUUCAAUACAUUACCUCUGGCUGACCAAUUCAUUUGAUCAAGUUCCUCGAGAUAUUCAUACACUUCCUGUGAAAGAGCUAAUUCCAAGUAUUUGAUCAUUUCUGGUCACUUCCUUUCUAUUUAUGAUUGGUUAGUUGUGCAAACAACAAAAGUGAUUGGUGCAUUCAAACUAUUCAACAGGAAGUUUACAAUUAUACUAGGAAGUGUAUGAAUAUCUCGAGGAACUUGAUGAAAUGAAUUGGUCAGCACGAGGUAAUGUAUUGAAUCAAUAUUUGAGCAACACUUCAAUUGGAACGACAGUAAUAGGACCCUGGCUAACAUUUGUGCAUAAAAGUGUGAUCUUACAAAUCAUGCUUUUUGCUUUAAAAUGUUUUUUUCUUUCUAGGUUGGAAAAUCUACGACGAGAGUAACAAAAAUAGAAAUAUUCCCAACAUGUAUAUACAGUGAGGUUUGGUCAAGGUGUAUGUGAAAGUCAUCUUUGUCACAAUGUAUAUUGUAUAUAAUUUUUUCAUCAACUGUUGGUGGUACAUUUUGAUAUAUUAAGGCCAUAUAAAUCUAGAAACAUAUAGCCAUUCGACAAUGCUCGGAAUUCAAUGAAUGAAUUUCAUGAUGAAAGCAAAAUCAUACUUUUUGUACAGAAAAAAUAAGUACAUGUAUGUUAUAAUGAACAAAACUAUUAUUAACAAAUAAAUGUAUUUACACUGUGAUGUGUCCCAUCCCCCCUGUAAGUAACUAAAUAUGAUUUAGAUAUAUAGGAUUUUCUAGUUUUAAAUACUAAACUAAUUUCAAUAUUUUCUUCAAACAACACAAGACAAAAUCAUGUUUUUGUGCUUGUUUUUAAACUUAACUCUCUUAACAUUAAUGUAAUGCUACUAGCUUGUAGAAAUGUCAAUAGUUCACAGAGUGUUACUGAGGGCUACUAUUUAUGUUGCAUAUCGUUGAGUCCAUUCUUUUGCUAUUCGGUCGUGUUCGGCUCUGUUAUUUUGAUAUUGUGUUGCAACACUGCCCACCAAUGGAUCAUCUAAAAAAAAUAAUUUUAAAUUUCAGUUUUAUUUGUAAAUAAAAAAAAACAUUUAGUUUUUUAAAGAUAAGUGAAUGGCCAUAGUGGGCUAGUAUUUCUUUAAAAGAUAUAUACACUGAGUGUAAACAUAAAAAUAAUGGUCCAGCUUCUUAUAGGGAUCAAUAAUAAAUAUUAGAUCAGUGGGCAGAUACACAGCAGUCCAUUAUCUUAUGACAUCAGCAAGUGCACACAUCAGUCCAAUAUCUUAUGAGAUCAGUGAGUGCACAAACAAACAUAUUAUGAGAUCAGUGAUACGUACCUGGAUUACAGUCAGUCAAUAAGGAACAUAUUGAAAGUAAAACUUUUGAAAUUGUCAAAGCUGGGCUCCAAUUGUCUUUGAAAAUAUCCAAACAUAUUUGACCCUGAAAGAACAACAAAGACAGUUACAACCAAAUGUGGGACUUUAUACUGGAUAGUCCUAUCAGUUCUAAACCAAUCUCCCUAGAGGUCCACCAAAG